AUGCCUGAUCCGCUUAAUUCGUCGGAACUUCGGAGAGCAGAAAACUUCUUAUGUCGUUUAGCGCAAGCCGAAAUGUUUGCGGAGGAAAUUUCCAACCUUACAAGUGGGAAACGAGUCGCGAAAAAUUCGCCACUCAAAUGGUUGAACCCAUUCAUCGAUCGAGACGACAUCCUUCGUGUCGGUGGCCGGUUAAGCAACGCUCCACUGACGACCGAAACCAAACAUCCACUCGUCCUCUCUGCUAAGCAUCCGCUCUCUGCUUUGUUGGCUAGUUAUUAUCAUUUGAAGCUACUGCAUGCAGGUCCACAACUCAUGCUCGCUACUCUCCGCCAGAAGUAUUGGAUUCUGGGCGGAAGAAACUUGGUUAAAUCCGUCUUUCACCAUUGCCACACUUGCUUCAAAAGCAAGCCCACACUAGUCCAACAAAGCACAGCCGAUUUGCCAGCAUCGAGAGUCUCGCCAACCAGACCAUUCUCUGUUUGCGGAGUGGACUACUGCGGUCCAUUUUUUAUAAAGUCACCUGUGAAAAAGCGCGGUCCCACCAAGGCCUAUGUGGCCAUUUUUGUCUGCUUCUCCACCAAGUCAGUUCACAUAGAGUUGGUGAGUGACCUGUCCACCCCAGCGUUUCUAGCUGCACUUCGCCGCUUAGUUGCUCGUAGAGGAAAAAUAUCAGAAUUGAAUUCUGACAACGCCACGGCAUUUAAGGGCGCAUCGAAUGCACUACAUCGCAUCUAUCGCAUGCUGAAGGUCGACGAGGAUGAACGGAGACUCAUAUUCGACUGGUGUGCCGACAACGAAAUUCGUUGGAAAUUUAUUCCGCCCCGAGCACCGCAUUUCGGCGGUCUCUGGGAGGCCGCGGUGAAAUCGGCGAAACUACAUAUGCUAAGACUAUAG
This is a messenger RNA of Toxorhynchites rutilus septentrionalis, 894 nucleotides long. RefSeq lists its product as uncharacterized. The record is from RefSeq and is a predicted model, not a curated record. Lineage: Eukaryota; Metazoa; Arthropoda; Insecta; Diptera; Culicidae. The transcript has a single exon. Gene Ontology annotation, biological process: DNA integration. Gene Ontology annotation, molecular function: nucleic acid binding. The coding region runs from base 1 to 894 and encodes 297 amino acids.